Messenger RNA from Lindgomyces ingoldianus, 1788 nucleotides. Its product is annotated as imidazole glycerol phosphate synthase HisHF. The transcript is spliced from 4 exons. The record is from RefSeq and is a predicted model, not a curated record. Gene Ontology annotation, biological process: L-histidine biosynthetic process. Lineage: Eukaryota; Fungi; Ascomycota; Dothideomycetes; Pleosporales; Lindgomycetaceae. The coding region runs from base 42 to 1700 and encodes 552 amino acids. Gene Ontology annotation, molecular function: imidazoleglycerol-phosphate synthase activity; oxo-acid-lyase activity.
CUUUCACUCCUUCUCCCUUCCCUUCUAUCGUUCCUUUCAUCAUGCCGACUGUACAUCUUCUCGACUAUGUCGCUGGCAACGUCCGAUCACUCGUCAAUGCCAUCGAAAAGGUUGGCUACACAGUGGAAUGGGUCAAGUCACCCGCCGACGUUCCCUCUGCAGAGAAACUCAUCAUCCCCGGUGUCGGCCACUUUGGCCACUGCCUGUCGCAGCUCAACCAGGCAGGCUACGUCGAGCCUAUACAAGCACACAUUACGGCCGGGAAGCCGUUUAUGGGGAUAUGUGUCGGGCUGCAGGCACUCUUCGAGGGCUCGGAGGAGGACCCAGAUGUCAAGGGUCUGGGGUUGAUUCCUUCCCAAUUGCGGAAAUUCCAGGACACGGAUAAGAGUGUGCCGCAUAUUGGUUGGAAUUCGGCGAACACCUCGUUGAAGGGAGAGGUCGCCAAUGAUAGCCUAUAUGGGCUGCGACCGAGCUCCAAAUACUAUUACGUUCACUCGUAUGCGGCACCCUACCGAGAGGGACAACUGGAGAAGGAUGGCUGGAGCGUUGCGACGGCGAGAUACGGGGAUGAGGAGUUUGUCGGGGCAGUAGCGAAGGAUAAUAUUUUCGCUACCCAAUUUCAUCCCGAAAAGAGCGGGGCAGCGGGAUUGAGGGUCAUAAAGGCAUUUUUGGAAGGAAGAAUAUCAGAAAAGCUUCCUGAGAAAGCAUCCGCAGCCUCGGCGAAAGAGGGCUUGACAAGAAGAGUCAUCGCGUGUCUCGACGUCCGGACAAAUGACCAUGGAGACCUAGUAGUCACUAAGGGUGACCAAUACGACGUUCGAGAAAAAGACGGUCUCAGCAGCGGCGGUGCAGUGAGGAAUUUGGGGAAGCCAGUGGAGAUGGCAAAAAAAUACUACGAGCAAGGAGCCGAUGAAGUCACGUUUCUGAAUAUCACAUCCUUCCGCAACUGCCCCGUAGCCGAUACGCCGAUGCUCGAAAUUCUCCGACGAACCAGCGAGACCGUCUUUGUGCCUUUGACAAUAGGUGGAGGCAUCCGUGAUACUGUGGACACGGAUGGAACAAAGAUUUCAGCCCUAGAAAUUGCCACAAUGUACUUCAAGUCCGGCGCUGAUAAAGUGAGCAUUGGGUCUGACGCUGUUACUGCUGCUGAAGAAUACUAUGCAAGAGGCAAGCUUCUAUCAGGUAACACUGCCAUAGAAACAAUAUCCGCAGCCUACGGCAACCAAGCCGUGGUCAUCAGUGUCGAUCCACGACGCAUCUAUGUCUCGUCUCCCUCUGCAACAUCCCACCACAGCAUCAAAACCUCAAUCCCAGGCCCGAACGGCGAAGAAUACUGCUGGUACCAAUGCACUAUCAAAGGCGGUAGGGAAGGUCGAGACUUCGAUGUCCGGCAGCUCAUCACAGCUGUUGAGGCUAUGGGUGCCGGAGAAAUUCUCCUUAACUGCAUUGACAAGGACGGCACAAAUAGUGGAUUUGAUUUAGAGCUGAUCAGUGAUGUAAAAGCCGCAAUCAAGAUCCCGGUCAUUGCGAGUAGUGGGGCUGGGAACCCUGGUCACUUCGGGGAGGUUUUCGAAAGGACAACGACGGAUGCAGCACUAGGUGCUGGUAUGUUCCACAGAGGAGAAUACACUGUACGGCAGGUCAAGGAAUACCUGCAAGAACAAGGACAAUUGGUACGGCAGUAUGAGGAAGCAAUAUGAAAACAUACUCAUUGCAAAUUCCCGCUCAUCUAGUGGAUGGGGCACCAAAAUUAUUCUAGAUAUGACGCAAUGCCGACUUUUAUUGCUC